GUGAGGUGGCAGACUGGCAGCAUCAGUGUUGCCCUCCGGCUGGUGGUGAAAAGACGCCUAUAUUGUGGUCCUCCUCCCCCACUGCUUACGGACUCCACAUCUUUACAGAGAAGCCCCGAGCCCCUCACACUGGUCAUGACGAUCGACAUUUUGAUCAACCCUGGGUCGGUAGUGACGCCCCUCAGACCGCUGUGGUUCACCUACUUCACGCUCUCAGUUCCACUUGGUGACAGAAACUUUGACGCCAUCCAGCUAGCUACGGCAGUAACCUUCGCCUUCCGAAUCCAGAUUAACCUCUACACACUUUUCAACGGACAGUCUCGUAUAGGAAGGAGCAUCCAGGAGGACCAGCUGGACCUGUUCCGGCAGAUAGAGGACAACAUCGCAACCAUGGGUCUGGACGGCCACGCCUGCAUUCUCAGAUUCAUCUGCGAAAUGCAGACCAACAGAUUCUCCAGCUCCUCCAUAUUCGGCGAAAUCUUCUCUCUCGUGUUUACACCCAAGCCAGGUGAAGACUACAUUUUACUCAAGGACUACAUAGCCGCUGAGAUGGCCGGCCAGGAGGCAGAUAGAACGGCCGGGCCCACACUCACUUGCGCUGAAAGGUACCUCACCUGCCCCGUGUCUGUAUUCGCUUUCUUGAGACACAUCCACAACGGCCUCGGCUUCUCCACCCAGGGUGACAGACCCCUCAACGCCACCUCCUCCAACCUCCAAGAAAACCUAAUCCUCCCCAUGGACAGUGAUCUGUAACCCCGGAGAACAGACUCUCCAGCGCCGCCUGCUCCACGGGUCAGUGCACCACGCACAUGACCCGCGAAUGUAUGGUGUACUUGACCCCAUGGAAGGUGUGGUCCAACCUGUGAAAGGCAUGGUGCACAUGACCUGUGAUAGGCGUGGUGCACAUGAUUCAUCUACUAUGUACACCCCAUCCUAUAGUGUUCACGGCAAAUCCUUGGUGUGCACACAUCUCCCCUUCACCUAAAAUGCGUACAAAACUCGUUCGUCCAAAACAAACUACAUAACACACACACGCUAGUCUAGAUAAUAUGCUCAAGUUAACAUACACAGGAUAACACACUCAAGAUAACACACUCAAGAUAACACACUCAAGAUAACACACUCAAGAUAACACACCCAACGUAACAUACACUUAGGGUACAGGAAAUUCACCGUAGUACCUCCAUUAUUAUUUAUUCUUUAUCCUCUUCACCACUGAUCGGCUUGUUAGCCACUUGGGCGAUUUAUUCAAUUUAGGACAAGUUAGGUGAUUUUGAUGCAUAUGUUGGUGAUCACACACAUUUGUUCUUUUUGUAUGAUGUAAGAUGUAUACUAUAUGUGGCCUAGUUUACAACGUAUACACAGCCCUUGUUUUCUUUUUUUCUUUUAUUUAAAAUUUUACAAUUUACAUAUGUAUAUAGAUAUUACAUAUUAAUAUAUUUGUCCGUGAAAAUUUUGGAUGACUUUUCUCUUAAAAUAGACUUGAUCAUCCAUUUAUUAUAAUAUAUCCUCCUUUUAAUUAAAGCUAUAUUCUCCUCAACAUUAUAAUUUUCCUUCCUACUUAACCACAUACAGUAAUAUAAUCUGACAUUAGCUAUUAACAUUGCUGACUGUUCAGGAAAUUUUUAAACCAUUUAAUUAUCUCUUUGUUAUGGAAGCAGAAGCAAAAUGUAUGGGCAAACCUAACAAACCUAACCCAAUCUAACAAAUCUAGUCUAACCUAACAACAUAAGGUAGCAUAACCUAACCUAGUUUUGAAUGGUCGAUUACAUUGAUGAUAAGAAAAAAAUCAUGGGGUCGUUGGUUAUCUACAGGUACUGUACUUGUAAAAAUAUACCAAUACAGUAUAAAUUAUGUAAUGGAUAUUCUACCUCACCAUAUCUUAUAUACAACCAUCAUCUUGUUCUAUGUUUAAAAUUUUUAAUCUGUGAUUUGUUGGUAGAGUUUCAUUAAUAUACCUAUAAGUAUAUGAAACCUCUCUGGUGAGGAUCCAUAUAUUUACAUGUAAUAUUUUCCCAAAUAAAAG
Messenger RNA from Homarus americanus (American lobster), 2026 nucleotides. RefSeq lists its product as uncharacterized. NCBI's taxonomy places the organism in Eukaryota, Metazoa, Arthropoda, Malacostraca, Decapoda, Nephropidae. The transcript is spliced from 4 exons. Bases 136 to 753 code for a protein of 205 amino acids. The record is from RefSeq and is a predicted model, not a curated record.